AUGUCGUCGAAUAAUAGUGCAUCACACUACCCUACUGUCCAGCAGCACGAUCACGAAGAAGACCAUCAUCACCCAUUAGAGAAUGUUGGAGACGCAAGACUUUUGAAUCAUGACUUGCUCUCACAGCACCAACAAGGACAACAACAUACAUCAUCAACUAAUGAUGAUUUUUCAGAAGAACAAGUGAGUGAUUCGCACCCAAUCCUCCCGAAUAAUAAUAAUACAACAACUUCCGAAACUCGACAACAACCGAAUCAAGACUCUAUCAACAACAACAAUAAUAGAGGGGUUACAGCAGGAUAUCUUGCAUCAAUUCAGUUGGAUGGAAGAAAUAUACUCGACUUGUUGAAUCGGUUCAGAAAUAAUAAUAAUCAAUUCACUCUAUCCGGAAGAUUGACCACACAACAAACACCAACAACAACGAACAAUCCAACUACAGACACCAAUACUAUUGAUCCCAAUAAUAAUAACAGUAUCACACCUCCACAACAAAAUAAUGCUAAUCAACGAUCGAUUCGAAUUAAUUUGCAUGACCUAUCCUUGUUUACAUUUAGAGUUUUACCAAUGGUUGUUUUACCAUUUAUGGUGCUCAUGUAUUGGCAUUAUAUUGGUGUAUUACUGUUUAUUUGGCUAUCGACAACAAGCAUAAACAGUGAUAUCAGAAUUAAGGAACAAGUGGCACUCAAACAAGCACGAAAGAUAUUUGUUGUCAUCUUUCAGACAAUUCUUUUGUUACUUUCUAUUGGAUUUAUCUUUUUGUUCUUUUACAAGGACAAAAUUUGGCAUCUAUUCUAUUUCACAAUUCCAGAGCUGGACAAGGGAUCAGUGAUUGACACUUUUUGGGAUUGUUUGUUCUAUGUAUUUUUGAUAGAUAGCAUUAUCAAACUUGCUGGAAUGAUUGUUAAGACAAUAAUCGUUUUAAUACUUCCUCCCAUGUUAAAACAGAUACAUAUCGGAAGGAUUUUGGCUGUCUCUGAAGUUCUUUUUCAACUGUACAGAAUUUCAUUACCUCCCAAUAUUUGGAUUAGAUAUUUAUUGAACAAUUACAAUCAAGUAUUUGCAAUCAUAACGAUUGUUAUUUAUGCUGGAUUCAAACUUGGAAGUUUAUUGACUAUUCUUUUUGAACUUUUUAUCUCCUGCAAGAAUUUAUUUUCUCCAACAUGCCCCUAUGGAAAACGUUUAUCGUCAAGUGAAGUUUCAGAGCUGGGUGAGCAUCAUGAAUGUAGUAUUUGCCUUCAAAACUAUGAAAGGCCAGUCAGGCUCCAAUGUCAACAUGUUUUUUGUGAACAGUGCAUCAGUGAGUGGGUUCAAACAGGAAAUCAAACAUGUCCUGUGUGUCGAACUCCCGUUUCACAGGGAGGAAUGCCUAUAUCCUCGAGAUAUGAAAAAGGAGGAACAGCCUUAUUUUGCUUCAUUUGA
Messenger RNA from Naegleria fowleri, 1419 nucleotides. RefSeq lists its product as uncharacterized. Gene Ontology annotation, molecular function: ubiquitin protein ligase activity; metal ion binding. NCBI's taxonomy places the organism in Eukaryota, Heterolobosea, Eutetramitea, Acrasida, Naegleriidae. The transcript has 2 exons. The record is from RefSeq and is a predicted model, not a curated record. Gene Ontology annotation, biological process: positive regulation of ERAD pathway. The coding region runs from base 1 to 1419 and encodes 472 amino acids.